Medicago truncatula (barrel medic) is the source of this 1377-nucleotide messenger RNA. RefSeq lists its product as uncharacterized. The transcript has a single exon. Gene Ontology annotation, cellular component: intracellular membrane-bounded organelle. Bases 1 to 1377 code for a protein of 458 amino acids. The record is from RefSeq and is a predicted model, not a curated record. Lineage: Eukaryota; Viridiplantae; Streptophyta; Magnoliopsida; Fabales; Fabaceae.
AUGAAUUCUCUUCUUUCAAAGUUUUUCUUAGUUUUCACUUUCUUCUCCUUCAACCCUUUAUUCUCAUUAGCCUCAAAAUCAUCUUACAAAGAAUAUUGUGCUUCCAUCAUCCCAGAAACAACUCCAACAACAAAGAAAUUCAACUCUUUCCCUUUAAGUGAUCACAACACAGGUUACUACAUAGGAGGUGAUAGUAUCAUCAACAUUGAUGCUUCUUGGAACAGAUUCUCCUUAUACUUUCCACCAAGAAACACAUAUGCAACUUCACAUCCUCACCUUUUCAAAAUUGAAGGCACUAUAUCCUUUACAACCAACAAUGAUGCUUCAUAUUAUAAUCAUCAUCAUCAUAUGGGUUACUUAACCUUCAAGCUUGAUGGUUUUUGGUCUCAAUCUUCAGGGAAUGUUUGCAUGGUUGGAAAAAGCAAAGGUGUUUCGAAAAAAGGUGAUUCUCUCAAUCUUGAUGUUGUUUUUAAACUUAACAAUGUCUUCAAUUCAAUCAAUAUAACUAGUUUGGUUAGUGGAAGCUUAGAGAGUUUGAGUUCUGAAAAGGAUGAUGAUGAUCAUUACUUUGAACCAAUUUCUUUAAUGAUGUUUCCAAAAGCAAAUUAUAGUUAUAGUUUGGAUUCUAAAGAAGUUGAAAACGAGUUCUCUUUUGGUAGCGACGAUGAUGAGGAGGGUUUAUCAUUAAACUUUGAUUCAUUCAGUUUUUGUAAAUAUCCUCUUUCGAGUGCUAUUCGUAGACUCCAACUAGAGUACACUCAUGAGUGCAAUUCUACAAAGAAUUGCACUCCUAUAAUUAGUGGAAGUUCCAAUCAAUUGCCAUCACAUAUGUCUUUGAAAGGAAUUGAGUGUUCUUCAAAAAAGAAGGAUAGGAUUAGGGUUUUGGGGGAAUUUUCGAAUAGUUUUGUUUACUAUUGGAAUAGGAAUAAUAGCCAAAGCUUCAAUGCCAAAACUAUGUUGAUAGGGGAAGGAUGGUGGGAUGAGAAGAAAAAUAUGUUGUGUGUAGUUCUUUGCCAUUUCAAUGGUAGCAAAUCUACAUCCUUGGAUGGAACUCAUGUUGGUGAUUGUUCAUUAAGAUUAAGAUUGAGAUUCCCCUCAAUUUGGUCAAUCAAAAACAGUAGUAGCAUAGUUGGCCAAAUUUGGAGUAACAAAAGUGCUAAUGAUCAAAACUACUUCAAAACGAUAACAGUUAGGAAGGAUGAUGCGAAUUAUGGUGUGGGGGGUAAAGACUUAAGGUAUGAAUAUAGCCAACUUGAUAGAGUUAAUCAAUCAUGUCCACCACACAAAGUUAUUGAGAACCAAGGGAAAAGGUACCCAGAUGCAUAUUCAUAUGACAUGAAAUUUGAUAUGUCGAUUAGAGAGUCCAAAAAAAAGUAG